GAGAUCGGCGAUGUUUGAAGCACGUUAGACGAAAUCUCACGGAUGCGGCGGGAAGAGGCCUCCGCAUCUCAUCCGCGCUACCAAUUCUCUGUCACAGAGUUGAUCUCCGUUUCGUAACACAGUAAACACGUGAUAAAAAAGGACACACCAGGUGAUACCCUCGAGAGGGUUCGUGCAUGUGAAUCGGCCCACGGAGUUGAGGAAAAGGGUGAGAGACUCGCAUCAUCGUCGGGGAUCAUGAGGCCCGGGAAGAGCUGGGCCCCCUUGGCAGCCACCGUACUCGCUACGGCCCUGCUCCUGCAACCUAUCCACGCCGAUGCGCCGAUAUCCGGCAGUUACCUGCCACCGUCGACGAGUUACGGGACGCCGAACUUAGGCGGUGGGGGUCCAUCGUCCACCUACGGCGCCCCGUCGGGGGGCGGCGGUGGCCGUCCAUCCUCUAGCUACGGAGCACCGUCCAGCACGUAUGGAGCGCCGUCGAGCACCUACGGCGCGCCGUCGAACGGCGGCGGAAGGCCGUCGAGCACGUACGGGGCACCGUCCAACGGGGGCGGCAGGCCGUCGAGCAGUUACGGUGCACCGUCGAGCAGUUACGGUGCACCGUCCAGCACCUACGGCGCGCCGUCGAACGGCGGUGGAAGGCCGUCCAGCAACUACGGCGCCCCUUCCUUCGGGGGCGGCGGUGGCGGUGGCUUCGGUAACGGGCUCUCCACCAGCUAUGGCGCACCCUCGCGCGGCGGCGGCUCGAUAUCCUCGAGCUACGGUGCACCCACCGGGGGAGGCGGCGGCGGCCCGUCCACCACCUACGGUGCACCCAACGGAGGAGGCGGUGGAUACUCGAGACCAUCUUCCACUUACGGUACACCUAGCACCGGUGGUGGCAGUUUCGGAGGCUCCGGUGGAUAUUCUGGAGGCGGAGGUGGGUACUCUGGAGGUGGAAACGGCUACUCUGGAGGCGGCGGUGGUGGCUACUCUGGAGGAGGAAACGGCGGAUAUUCCGGAGGCGGUAACGGAGGUGGAUAUUCCGGAGGGGGCAAUGGCGGGUACUCUGGAGGCGGCGGAGGUGGUUACUCUGGAGGAGGCGGAGGUGGUUACUCUGGCGGUGGCGGAGGUGGUUACUCUGGAGGUGGCGGAGGCGGGAAUGGCGGCUACUCUGGAGGUGGGAACGGCUACUCCGGAGGCGGCGGUGGCUACUCAGGAGGCGGAGGUGGUCAGAGCUACGCUAGCAACGGUGGUUACCAAUAUUAAUCGCGAAGAGUCUUCACCCCGCGCGGCCGUCUUCGACCGUGUUUCACCGGCCAUCGAGACGAGAAAAAGUCGACGUCCUCCACCGUCCAAUUCGUCGAGGAUCUGCUUCCGGAUUAACGACGACCGAACGAAGAGGGGACGGAUCGAAGGUGGAUUCCGCGCGGAUCAGAGACCAUCCGACCCUCCCCCCUCCCGUCCCCCUGCCGCCCAACAAGCACCCAGGAAAUCCGCUAAAGUUAAAAGUUUAAACAGUUUGAACGCCGGUGAAGACCGCCCCCUCCCCCUCCCCCCGUUCCGUAAAACAAUUUCAAUUCCGUGUAUCGAUGAUGCGGCCUGAUAUUCCUGAAAGUGAAAAACGAAAGAGGGAGGAAUCAUAAUUGCCUUUCUUUCCUAAUUGCUUUUUUAAGGAAAAUCGUCUGCUAAUAAUAAUAAUGAUGAUAAUAAUAAUAAUAAUAAUAAUGAUAAUAACGAUAAUAAUAAUAAAUUUUCCAUCGAAACGAAAGGAGCGAAAUGGAAAGGCGAGAAUACCUCCGAAAGGAGUAGCAAAGUUUCGUUCCUUCGUCCUUCAGAGCCUGUAAUUUAUUUAUUUUGUAAAAAUAAAUGCUUUUUGUACUAAUAAUAAAGCCGCUACGCUGAAAAAAAAAGAAAAGAA
Apis cerana (Asiatic honeybee) is the source of this 1900-nucleotide messenger RNA. Its product is annotated as pro-resilin. Gene Ontology annotation, biological process: positive regulation of transcription by RNA polymerase II. Gene Ontology annotation, cellular component: RNA polymerase II transcription regulator complex. Gene Ontology annotation, molecular function: transcription coactivator activity. The record is from RefSeq and is a predicted model, not a curated record. Lineage: Eukaryota; Metazoa; Arthropoda; Insecta; Hymenoptera; Apidae.